Molecule: messenger RNA, 468 nt
Organism: Arctia plantaginis
Lineage: Eukaryota; Metazoa; Arthropoda; Insecta; Lepidoptera; Erebidae
Source: the annotation of a GenBank genome assembly
AUGUCUCGAAGAGAGGGUCGAACUGUAAACGGGGAGUACCCCAUUCCUCCGCCUAGCAAAUGUGCCAAAGUACUUUAUUACACAUGGAAGUUGUGUUCGGUUGUGUUUUCCCACUUCGUGAUGAUCAGCCUGGUGGUGGCCUACUGUAUCCUCGGCGCUGUCACUUUUGAGAGGCUAGAGGCGCAACACGAGAGAGACGUGAAGACAAAUAUAUCACACAUUCGCCGUAACACGACGCAGAGCAUCUGGACCAUGACGAGAACGGUCCCUCUACUCAACCAGACCAACUGGACUUGUGAGGUUGUUGAUAUGCUCAAGGAUUUCGAGAACGCCAUUUUACUGGAGAUGAAGGUACACGGCUGGGAUGGUAACGAGAGCAUCGAAUCCAUUCAGUGGACAUUUACUGGAGCGCUGUUCUACUCCAUCAUUGUCAUCACCACUAUCGGUAAGCGACCUAAGAUAGUAUAA